Closterium sp. Naga37s-1 is the source of this 969-nucleotide messenger RNA. Lineage: Eukaryota; Viridiplantae; Streptophyta; Zygnematophyceae; Desmidiales; Closteriaceae. The record is from the annotation of a GenBank genome assembly.
AUGGGGUGCGGUAAUGGAAAGCGGGAGAACGGGGCGGGGCGAUGGAAGGAGGGAGAAUGGGGCGGGGUGAUGGAAAGCGGGAGAAUGGGGCGGGGUGAUGGGGGAAAGCAGGGAAGGGGACAUGGGGGAGCAGGGAAGGGGAUGGGGGCAAGCAGGGAAGGGAACAUGGGGAAGCAGGGAAGGGGAUGGGGGGAAGCAGGGAAGGGGACAUGGGGAAGCAGGGAAGGGGACAUGGGGAAGCAGGGAGGGGGAUGGGGGAAAGCAGGGAGGGGGAUGGGGGGAAGCAAGGAAGGGGAUGGGGGAAAGCAGGGAGGGGGAUGGGGGGGAAGCAGGGAAGGGGAUGGGGGGGAACAGGGAAGGGGAUGGGGGGAAGCAGGGAGGGGGACGGAGAUGGGGGGAAGAAGGGAAGGAGAUGGGGGGAAGCAGGAAAGGGGAUUGGGGGAAGCAGGGCAGGGGACAUGGGGAAGCAGGGCAGGGGAUGAGGGAAGCAGGGAAGGGGACAUGGGGAUGCAGGGAACGGGAUGGGGGAAAGCAGAGAAGGGAAUGGGGGGGAGCAGGGAAGUGGAUGGGGGGGAGCAGGGAGGGGUAUGGGGGGAAGCAGGGAGGGGGAUGGGGGGGAAGCAGGGAAGGGGAUGGGGGGGAAGCAGGGAGGGGGAUGGGGGGGAAGCAGGGAAGGGGAUGGGGGGGAACAGGGAAGGGGAUGGGGGGAAGCAGGGAGGGGGAUGGGGGGGAAGCAGGGAAGGGGAUGGGGGGGAACAGGGAAGGGGAUGGGGGGAAGCAGGGAGGGGUAUGGGGGGAAGCAGAGAGGGGGAUGGGGAGAAGCAGGGAGGGCUAUGGGGGGAAGCAGGGAGGGGGAUGGGGGGAAGCAGGGACGGAGAUGGGGGGAAGAAGGGAAGGAGAUGGGGGGAAGCAGGGAAGGGGAUUGGGGGAAACAGGGCAGGGGACAUGGGGAAGCAGGGCAGGGGAUGA